This is a messenger RNA of Coturnix japonica (Japanese quail), 2267 nucleotides long. NCBI's taxonomy places the organism in Eukaryota, Metazoa, Chordata, Aves, Galliformes, Phasianidae. The record is from RefSeq and is a predicted model, not a curated record.
UCCUCCUAUUCCUUCUAAUUACGUGUCUGAAUCAUCUGCAUUAAGGCCAUCCCCUCCAGCCACCUGCCCCCCACAUGGCAUAGCACUGGGCUGGGGGCACUGCCAGCUGACCACCCCAGAUGUGCCCCUUGAGCCCCCCCAAACCCCCAGCCCCAUAGGGCUGCCCCACUGGGCUGCCCCACUGCUCCCACUGCUCCCCAGCCCCUUCAUGGUGCUGAGCACAGAGAUGCUGACGCUGGCCCCACCCUGCCCCUGUGCGGGUUUUGGUUUCCCAAUGUAGGAAGGAGCCCAAACCUGUGCCAAAACACCCACGGGGGUGUCCGACUCAUCCUGAUUUUCCAGCGUCUCAGCUGGGAAUAAAACAGCCCUCCUGCCACCGGCAGGGCAGAGGUGCUGCGUGCUCACACGGUAAGGAUGGAGCUGGGGCUCAGGACUGCGAUGUGAUGGGCUGGGAGCCAGGGUAGCUGUGUUGUGGGCAAUCGCUGUGGUUCAUCCAUGGAACUGGAGGAACCAGGUUCUGCUGGAUCUAGGAGUAGCUUCUGCACCUUCCAAGCUUGAUGAAUGGUGCAAUCCCAGCACAGAAAGCAACCGGCUUCAGGGAGCAGCAUGGAAGAGAUGGUGAUGGGGAUCUUUGGCUGUGUUUAAAGAUGCAGAAUAGCAGUGUAGGGUCAGGAGGGGACUGAAAGCAAAAAGGAUACAAACAUUCUGGGGUGCAGGUGGAGAGGGAAGGAGCCUGCAAUGGGAGCAGAAGAGCUUCAUGGAGAGCAGGGCUGGGAGCUCCCAGAGCUCACAAGUGAUGGGUAGAAAUGCUCCUAGGCAGAACGUGCUUCAUCUUCCUCUGGAAUUGGUGGCAGCCCACCUGCUGGCUUGGUACACUCCAGGGCACAGCAGCUGGGAACGACCUAAGUGGAUUUUUUCACUCUAUCCUCAUAUGUGAAGCCUAUUUCCAAGCCCAGAAUAAAGCCUGGCUCCUGUCAUUGCAUCCUGUGGCUCAGAAUCCCUCCUGGCAGAAUGGGGACUGUGGUGCUGGCACUGUCCCUGCUGAGCAUGGCUCUCCUGUGCCCAGCCACCGCCACGCUGCGCAUUGGUGCCUUCAACAUCCAGUCAUUCGGGGACAGCAAGAUGUCUGAUGAGAGCGUGGCAGGUGUCAUCAUCAAUAUCCUGCGCCGCUAUGACGUUGUGCUGGUGCAGGAGGUGCGUGACUCCGACCUCAGCGCCGUCACCGAGCUCCUGGAGCAGCUCAACAGUGUGUCCUCAUCCCCAUAUGACUAUGAGAUCAGCGGGCCCCUGGGACGGGACAACUACAAGGAGAUGUACCUCUUCCUCUACAGGACGGACGUCGUGUCAGUGGUGGACACAUAUCAGUACGAGGACCCACAGGACGUGUUCAGCCGGGAGCCAUUCGUCCUCAGGGUGUCAGCACCCCACAGCAGUGAGCAGCCAGGAGGUGGCCGCUGGGCUGUGGAUACACAGGCUGAUGUUCUUCUCCCCACAGAGGCGGAGGAGUUUGUGAUGGUCCCCCUGCACUCAGCCCCGCAUGAUGCUGUUGCUGAGAUCGAUGCGCUCUAUGAUGUCUACCUGGCUGUGGUCAAUAAGUGGGGGACAGAUAACAUCGUGUUCCUGGGGGACUUCAAUGCUGACUGCAGCUACGUGAAGCAGAGUGACUGGGCCUCCAUCCGCCUGCGCAGCAGUGAUGUCUUCAAGUGGCUGAUCCCCGACAGCGCCGACACCACCGUGGGGAAGUCGGACUGUGCCUAUGACAGGAUUGUGGUGUGUGGAUCCAAACUGAAGCGGAGCAUCGUGCCAAACUCAGCCACCGUGUACAAUUUCCAGCGUGCUUUCCAGCUGGAGCAGGAAGAGGUGAGCAGGGAUCGUAAGCCAGGACUCAGGGUGGCUGCUGUGCACAAAGCUGUUUGGAACAGCAAAGCUGAGCUGCCCCAGGUGCAGCAAAGACAACCUGGCACCACGGGGCUGCCAAUGUUCGGGAUUAUUUGGGAUUAGGCAGCGUGGUCCCAGCCAUGUGGCUGCUGCACUCCUGAGCCUGCAGCCCUCACCUAAGGCACACAGCUGCCCCCUGCAGACAGCCAAUGUGGUAGGGAUCCAUGGAACAACAUAUGAGGGGGAUUUGGGGUCACUGCCCAUCCCUGUGGGGACAGAGAUGAAUGGGGAGUUUCUGAGGCUUUCAUGGGCAGGAAUGAGCAUAGCAGGGGCAGAAUUCCAUGACUCCAAGGCUGGGGGCAUCCCAUCCACAUCCAGCAGUCACAAGG